AUGCCCAUCGCCAUGACGUCCACGAGCCCCCACGUCACAACCCAACUGCGCCAGCUCAUCUAUUACCAUUUGGAUAACGACUUGCUGCCAAACGCCCUUUUCCUCGCCGAGCGUUUACAUGGCUGCGACCCGCGCGGUCCGGACGCUGCGCACCUGCUGGCGCUGUGCCACUUCCGCCUCGGCCGCCUGAAGGCUGCCUACGAUUAUUCGCGCGAGAAGGGUUUGCGCGGCCAACACUUGGGAUGCGCCUACGUCUUCGCGCAAGCGUGUUUGGGGCUUGAACGGUACGGGGAAGGAAUCAUGAGCUUGGAUCGCGCAAGAGGCUUGUGGGGCGGACGGAAUCACUGGAAUAAGCAUUCAGAAACGUCCAGGCGCAAUCUUCCCGAUGCCGCAGCGGUGAACUGCCUCUUAGGCAAGCUCUGGCGCGCAUACGGAGAUACUACCAAGGCAAUCGGUUGUUAUAUCGAGGCGCUGAAACUGAACCCAUUCAUGUGGGACGCAUUUCUCGACCUUUGUGAUACCGGUGCUGUGGUGAAGACUUCCAACAUUUUCAAGAUGACCCCGGAGAUGUCGGCAAUGAUGUCGACUUCAAUUUCUUCAAAUAAUACCGGUGCUCCCCCGGAUUCACCGCCCGCUGGAAAUCCGUCUGUACAAACGGCGCAAAACGGGCUCUUCACCCCAGAUCCGUUCAACUCCGUGUCCCGGCCUGGAGAGCCUGGAUUAAAACUUGGAGGCGGAAAUCUCUUUUCAAGACUCAACGGAGGCCACAAUGCCAACGCCUCUUCCUCGAUUGAUACGGAGACUCCGGUGCCAAAUGGAGGCUCACAUGAUGAAGAUGUCAUGAUGGGCGAAGCUGGCGGUGUUAGCAGAGCUCCAAGCGCAGAACCGCCGCAUGCGCCUCCACGAAAAGCUCGACAGGUGCCUUCAGUUGCGGAUUCUGGAGUCGAUGUGCCCCGGAUGAAAGCGAUAACGGCUAGAGGUCGCGGAAAAUCCGGAUCGGAAGCUAGAGAUGAGGUGGAUCCGAUCAAGGCCCCAACCGGCGCUCAGAAGCGCACGAUCUCGGGCAACAUGCCGCAAUCGGCUGUUUCAAGUAAUCCGGCUUCUCAACCACGACGUAGCCACAGGCUUAUGCAGUCCGUGCAAGACCAUAUACGGCCGUCAAAAAGCUCGACUCUGCCCUCGGAGAGAAGAGAGGCAGAGGCGAGGGAAAGGCAGACGAGAGAAUUGAGGAGAGCAAGGCUGCCAACCACGUCUAAAGGGACGAGGUCCGGCACGGCAUCCGGAGUCGGCAGAGUGAUUAGUGGAAAUCGAAAGGCAGUGGACAUUUCUGAUCGCGAGCAGGAAAAGACCAGACCCCCGAGCGUAAUGGGUGGCAGCACGGCGACCACACAGAAACCGGCAUCUCUAGCGUCAGCAGCGGCCGCUGAGGCAGCACGCGAGCGCGAAGCCUUGCAGUGGCUAUUGGACCUGUUCGGAAAACUUGGCAGUGGCUACUAUUAUCUGAGCCGCUAUUCUCUGAUCCCGGCUCUCCAGACCUUCACAUCUCUUCCUGCGCAGCACAGAGAUACACCAUGGGUUCUUGCGCAGAUUGGGCGUGCUCACUACGAAAAAGCCGCCUACGCUGAAUCCUGUGAUAUCUUCAGCAAAAUAAAAUUGCUUGCACCAUCACGGAUGGAAGACAUGGAGGUAUACAGCACUGUUCUCUGGCAUUUAAAGCGCGACACCGACCUUGCGCACUUAGCGCACGAACUCAUAGAAGCAGACCGUCUUUGUCCCCAAGCCUGGUGUGCCAUCGGCAACAGCUUUAGCUUGCAGCGAGAUCAUGAUCAGGCUAUUCGUUGCUUCAAACGCGCAACGCAAUUGAACCCCGAUUUUGCUUACGCAUACACACUCCAGGGACACGAGCAUAUUGCGAAUGAAGAAUUUGACAAGGCACUCUUGGCCUACAGGCACGCUGUUGCAGCUGAUUCCAGACAUUACAAUGGCUGGUACGGCCUUGGACGCGUCUACGAGAGGCUGGGCAAGUACGACAUUGCUGAGAAGCACUACAAAGCCGCAGCGCAAAUCAACCCGACGAACGCCGUUCUCAUUGUAUGCGUGGGCGUGGUUCUCGAAAAGAGCCGCAAGGCAGCAGCUGCAUUACGACAGUACGGCAUUGCAUGCGAACUGGACCCGCGCAGUGCGUUGGCGAGGUUCAAGAAGGCGAGAGCACUCAUGAAUCUAAGGCGGCCGAGAGAAGCUCUGACCGAAUUGGAAAUUUUGAAAGACUUGGCGCCAGACGAGGCAAACGUGCAUUUUAUGCUGGGCCGCUUAUACAAGAUGAUGAGGGACAAGACGAGCGCGAUCAGGCAUUUCACUAUCGCGCUCAAUUUGGAUCCGAAGGCCGCUCAAUACAUCAAAGAAGCAAUGGAGACAUUGGAAGAUGAAGAUGAGCUCUCCGAAGAUGACUGA
This is a messenger RNA of Aplosporella prunicola CBS 121167, 2451 nucleotides long. RefSeq lists its product as uncharacterized. Gene Ontology annotation, biological process: cell division. The record is from RefSeq and is a predicted model, not a curated record. The transcript is spliced from 4 exons. Gene Ontology annotation, molecular function: protein binding. NCBI's taxonomy places the organism in Eukaryota, Fungi, Ascomycota, Dothideomycetes, Botryosphaeriales, Aplosporellaceae. Bases 1 to 2451 code for a protein of 816 amino acids.